Molecule: messenger RNA, 4555 nt
Organism: Homarus americanus (American lobster)
Lineage: Eukaryota; Metazoa; Arthropoda; Malacostraca; Decapoda; Nephropidae
Exons: 5
Coding region: 1-666 (221 amino acids)
Molecular function (GO): phosphatase binding
Source: RefSeq, a predicted model, not a curated record
AUGGUGGACAGCGGCAGCUACAUUGCUAAGCUGGCUGCUACUGGCUAUAUUGGCCUCAAAGGGCUAGACUGGCGACUACAGGGCUGUGAACAGUGGCGACUACGGGCAGAACAACCACGUUCCAACACCCACAACAACGGCACCAUGAUUAUCUACAACCUAUUGAGUGCACACUGGAUCAUGUGUACGCCACAGUCCAUCACAGUGUCCAAAAUAUAUUACACAGCAGACCGGGUAUUACUCUGCACCUUCAGGCAUCGUCUUGAGGGCGAAGCUGUCAUCAUCAACGGCAGAAGUAACCUGCAACGUCAACCUAAAACUAAGAAGCUCACCAUUUCCUUCGACGACUCGCUGACAACGACGUUCGAAUACCCAAGCGAGAUCUCACUGCUGGAGGAGGCGGGACUGUUACCUGUGGACCCUACCCUCACCUCUCCAGACUCCGCCAACACUACUCCAGGUGGCUUGGCAAGCUACACCCCCAGCAAGAUUCAGAUUGGUAGCACCUUCGAACUGGGAGUGUCUCGAACAGCCCCACCUGUCCAAACCCCACCUCCCGCCCCUCCUGCCCAAUCAGAGAGGGUCGAAGAGGAAUAUCUGCGACCUGCCGAUGAAACUGAAACCGUCACAUGGAGUGCUGAGAGUACGUCAGAUAUGCUCUUUUGAAGUGAAACCAUCCAGUUAGUGUCAUGCUCAAUUUUUGUCUCCAGUAGGUGUAAAAUAAUGACCAUCUAGCUCAGUCAAAGUCUUCAAAACUACAGUGCUUCCCUCUGUGAAUGGUGUUCCAAGAGUCUAUGCAGUCAAGACUGCCCAGUUCAUGCAUUUUGGAAAUUGAUGUUAGCAUGAUGGGUUGAACAAGGAAUUUGCAGUGAUAUGUAGUCUUGAUGUAUGGUUUACAAGUGGAUGGUUAUGCAUUUUUCCAUACUUUGUAAUAUAGUUAACAAUUUAUAAGGACUUUUAAAACAACACAGUAGACAAAUAAUGAAGUACUUUUUGUUUUCAACAUUUUUAGUUGUUAAAAAAAAAAUACACGGAUUAGCUGUACUCAUUUUGUGAUAUACAAACUAUGAAUAUAUUUUAUUUUAUUUCUUAAUUUCAACAAUCCUUCAUGAGACUGUUUAACUGCAGAAUAUUUCUUUUGUCCCAGGAUUGGUACUUUCUGUAUAUACAGGGAUGGCUUGAGGUAGAAUUCAGAGAAUGACUUAGUCCCUCCCAAUAAUGAAGUUAUUGAAGUACUGUACUUGGUAUUCAGCAUUGUUAAACACUGCUGGAUGUUACAGUCAUGUUGUGUGUGUGAUUACGAAUGUUACAAACACAUGAUUCAUCAAAACUCAAGUUAAUUAACAUACAUCAGUUUCUCAAAGCCUGACAACGAAAACUGUAUUCUAUAAAAAGCACCACUUGAUAGUGUAUGCUUUCUCAUCUCAGAAAUGUUAUAAAAUAUUCCUGUCUAGAUUGUAGGUAUUACUUGAAAUUUUCUUGUCUGUGUAGCCAGUUCAAUGACUUCUAUAAACUUGUUUCUGUGUUAUUUGUAACAUGCUUCAAUGUUGUUCCAUAUUAUUCCUGUAAUGAUGUCUAUGUCUACUUUUGUAGACUGCUGAUGUAGGUCAUUCCAGAAAAGGGGCCAUUUUUCUCCUUGUAAAUAAAUGCUUUACUAAAAAAAAAAUUUUUUUAUGAACAUAUUGCAUCAUGUAGGGCAUUAAGCACUCAUUUAGGCACUCAUUUUACAUAAGUCUUCAGGGGUUGACUCAGAUUCCUAUGUGACACUAGAGAAAGGUACCGGUAAAUGAUGGAUGGGUAACUAUUGUCAUGAAAUGAGUUUAGUUGGAUGGUUUAUUACAGUAUUGCAAGGUAGAACAUGUAUUGUAUUCCAUUGCUAGUCUCGGCUUAUUUUUGUUUUGGGGAUACCAAUGAUAACAGUAAUGGUUGAUUGAUAUGUGAUGUGUUCACCAUUAUUGAACAUGGGUCAGAUGACAGUCAGUAUUGAACCGUAAUUGCAUGGGUCAGAUGACAGCCAUUAUUCAACCCUGAUCAUGGGGAUUAGAAUAAACUGGUACAGUAUAUACUUAUAUACUACAAGGAAGUGUUUGUGAGGGGGAGGGAAGGGGUGAUGACUUGAAAGAAAUAACAGCCCCGUUGAUAGCUUGUAGGCAGUAAUUCCAAUUUGCUGUUAAAGUAGAGUAUCUUGAACCUGAUGAGCUCCUUUUACUAACUUGAGUUAAAAGCUACUAUAAUUCACAUUCAGUACUGUAAGGAAGUUGUUUUUGUUUGACAAUUAAUGAAAGAUUUGUGUAAAAUAUAUUCCAAACUAGAAUGACUAUGUACUGAACUAGUCACUGGUUUAGUGUACUGUGUUGAUAAUUCUUAAGAGGCAUGUGAUUUAGUCUCAUUUUCAUUCUUAUUCACUUAAUAUUAGUACUGUACCACAAUACUUAUUUUCCAUGAAAAGAUAAGAUUUGAGUUACAUUAAAUAAGAAACUUGUGUGUAACUUAUAGGGUUUAUUAAUAUAAUGUCUCAUAUGAUAUACUUCGGUAUUCUGUAAUGUAUAUACAGUAUAACAAUGCAAAUGUUCCUGCUGUAUGUAAUUAGUGAAGUGUGUUUAUAAUACCAUCAGUGUAGUUGCUACUUCAGAUACUGUUACGGUACUUUUGUAGCUAAAAAUGAACACUUACAAUGCCAUUUCCCAAAGAGUAGGGUGAUAACUUCCCAGGCAAAUUCUGGGUCCUUGACAUGACAAGAGUGAUCAUACCACAGUUAUAAUAUAUUACCAGUACCUGUAUUGACCAUCUGUAAGCUCAGUUUCAUCUCGCCAGGGGAAGAAAUUCGAAUGCAAGUCUUGUACCAUGGUGUCCCUAUUAAUUAUAUUGUAGUGUGUUAAAAUUACUUUGCAUGAAAGAAUCUAAUUUGACCUUUCAAAUAUGAAAAAGAAUAUAAUAUAGGACUGUAAUAUAUCAUGAUCAUCAAGUUUACCGAGGAACUGUCAUAUUAACAAAACAAUUAGUGAUCCCUGUUACUAACAAGUUUCUAAAAUUUUCUCUUGUCAGAGAAACUGUGAGGAAUUUAGAUUUAUGAGGUCAUUAGGUUAAUGACAUGGCUUAGUACAGUAUUAACAAGGCUUCUAAUUUACCUGGCUAAAUCAAUCCUGUAUGUUUAUUAUGGCAAUGAGGAGACAGUAAAUUCACAAUACUGUAUAUAUUGCUGUUAUUUACAAAAAUGUUAAACUUCUUAUGACAAGAUGCUACAAUCUGCCAACCACCUUUUAUUGUUCUUCUGCUUUGACCCAAGUGUUGGAUUACCUGCAGUCCAAAAGAAAUUUGGGUAUUAUGUUAAUGUCACAAAGCAGGGUACCAGGUGGUGAUAGUAUUCCUCACUUGCCUUUGCAUGUCACUUUUGUAAAUAAAUGUAAAACUAUUUAUUGGUAUACCAAUAAUAUACUUAUGUGUCUGAAGGAUAAACAUGGAAAGAAAGCUGAGUUCUUUGUAAAUCAGAUUGUACAUUUUAGUAAUUUAACAUUUGUGUAAAGAUGAGAUCAAAAACGAUGUCUUUCACAUUACAAUAACAAAAUAUUUGUCCUCAGGGUAAAUUUUUAUUUGCUACUGAAUAGUAAGGUACAUUCUCGUCGUAUUCCUUUGAAGCACUAGAGUGGCCCCUUCAAUUGACAAUUAAUAGUUAGAUGAAACCUGUUCCUACAAAAUGUCCUCUACAAUUAUUACUGAGCUACCUUUCAUAUAUUCAAGGCUACUUUAAGGCAAGCUGGGUUACUUGAGCUAUUCUGCUGACCCACUAAAAUAUGACUGUAAAAAUAGCUGUAAUUAAUGUGUGUAUACAACUUUGUACAGAUUUUGGUACAAUUUUGUACUUCAUUUAUGUAUGCUUAUGAUUCAAAUUAGCUGGUUUUGUUUACAAGUCAGUGACAGGAAGGAUUAUAUGUGUGUGGCUUAGCCUAACAAAGUCAUGUAUACUUGUCUUGUGCUGUGUUGAUGUACUGUAUAAUGUCAAUCAUGUGGGAAGACUACUUGUCUAAGACAAUGUCCCACAGGUUAUGGUGCAUUGUACAGUGUGAGUGUUAUUUCACUCUCAGUAAAGAGAACGUGGGAGUUCAUACUGUUACAUGCAAGAUGAAAGGAGUAAAAGAAUGAUGCAAGAAGAUGUAAAACUAAAGUUGAUUAGAAAUGUUAUGUUUAGCCUGAAAUAUUACUUGCAGAUGAGAUUGGAAUGAUCAAGAUGUUCAUUUUACAUGAUACAUGUUGAAGAUGUUGUGAGCUAGGUCUUUUAUUUUAUUUUACUACUAAUUUUUUAUUUAUUUUUUUCAUAAAUGUCAGUCUUACUUUGCUUUAUUCCCAGUACAGUUCCCGUUACUACUCAGUGUUGAGGAAGAAGCACUGUAUAAAAAAAGAAUGCUGUACUUCUGAGUGAGUUUAUCAAGUCAGUUUUUAUCAUCCAGUAUGAUUGUGCGCCAUAAAAUUUUAAUAUAUAUUACUCCCUUUGUAUGAUACAAGUGUUGAUUUGUAUGUUUAUAGUACUGUGAUUGUAUCAAUAAAUAGAUUGUCAAUA